AUGGGGAAGUUCCCUGCUGUGGCCCGGGAGAGGGGCCACAGACAAAAAGUGCCCUUGGGGCUUCUGAGAACAAUCCUUCCUUUGCUUUUCCUUGGCUUCUUUGGGGUCCUGGAGGCAACAAAAAUAUCGUGCAGAAAUGAAGAUGGUGCAGCUGUGGAUUGGUUUGCCUUUUAUAAGUUACCUAAAGGGCCAGACAAAGAAAGUAAAGAAACUGGGUUGGAGUACCUUUAUCUAGAUUCUACAACCAGAAGUUGGAGGAAGAGUAAGCAACUAAUUAAUACUUCCAGUAGUGUUUUGGGAAGGACAUUACAGCAGCUGCAUGAGGCAUAUGCCUCCAAGAAUAACAGCACUGGCUAUCUAAUAUACAAUGAUGGCGUCCCUAAAUCCGUGAAUUACAGCACAAAAUAUGGGCACACUAAAGGUUUUCUGCUGUGGAACAGAGUACAGGGGUUCUGGCUGAUUCAUUCUAUUCCUGGGUUUCCUCCAAUUCCUGAAGAAGGCUAUGAUUAUCCACCCACAGGGAGACAAAAUGGACAAACUGGCAUCUGUGUCACUUUCAAGUACAAUCAGUAUGAAAAAAUAGAUUCACAGCUCUCAGUCUGCAACCCAAACAUUUAUAGUUGUUCCAUCCCAGUCACCUUCCACCAGGAGCUCGUCCACAUGCCCCAGCUGUGUGCCAUGUCUCACUCACCAAGCAUCCCUGGCCGACGCAUCCCUGGCCGGCGCCUCGUGACACUUUGGUCAGCCAGGGGACAAAAAUUUCUCCAUUUUGCAAAGCCUAACUCUUAUUUUGACGACAUCUUUGCAGCCUGGAUGGCUCAGCAGUUGAAGACACACUUGUUAACAGAAACCUGGCAGCGGAAGAGACAGGAACUUCCUUCAAACUGCUCCCUUCCUUAUCAUGUCUACAAUGUCAAAGCAAUUAAGAUAUCUGGACAAUCUUAUUUCAGUUCUUCUCGGGAUCAUGCCAAAUGGUGUGUUUCCAAAAAGGGCACCAAAAACCGCUGGACAUGCAUUGGAGACCUAAAUCGGAGUCCAUACCAAGCCUUCAGAAGUGGAGGGUUCGUCUGUACCCAGAAUCAAUAUAUUUACCGAGCAUUUCAAGGAUUAGUUUUGUAUUAUGAGAACUGUGGCUAA
Molecule: messenger RNA, 1137 nt
Organism: Condylura cristata (star-nosed mole)
Lineage: Eukaryota; Metazoa; Chordata; Mammalia; Eulipotyphla; Talpidae
Gene: DNASE2B
Product: deoxyribonuclease II beta
Exons: 6
Coding region: 1-1137 (378 amino acids)
Biological process (GO): apoptotic DNA fragmentation
Molecular function (GO): deoxyribonuclease II activity
Source: RefSeq, a predicted model, not a curated record